UCUUCUUCAUCCACAACCAACUCGCCGCCGUGCAUCACUUUGUCUCGAGUAACUCUUACAUUUAACCACGUCUAAAAGAAAAGCCGCACACUUGUCUCUGACUCAGUCCUGACAGUCAGGACUGCAUUCAUGGUCAUUAUUUAGCCCUCCCAAGUCUGCUUUAAUUAUGUUUCACGUGAAGAAGCGUUCGUGAAGCUUAGCACUCACGGGGCAAAAAUGACGCCGGCUCUGUGAAGGAAACAAGCGCGUAAAGACAUCUGCGCAAAGUUGGCCAUGGCAGCUCUCCGGCGGAAGUUCGGCGAGGAUUAUCACCAGGUGGUGAACCCGGACCGCGGCGGCGCGUUCUCGGCUCCGGUGAAGAAAAAGCGGCAACGCUUUGUGGAGAAAAACGGCCGCUGUAACGUACAGCACGGCAACCUCGGCGGCGAGACGAGCCGCUACUUGUCCGACCUCUUCACCACGCUGGUGGACCUGAAGUGGCGCUGGAACUUGCUUAUCUUCAUCCUGACCUACACGGUGGCCUGGCUGGUCAUGGCGUUCAUGUGGUGGCUGAUCGCAUACGUGCGCGGCGACCUGGAGCGCGCGCGCGACUCGUCCUACAUGCCGUGUGUGGCCAACGUGUACAAUUUCCCGUCAGCUUUCCUCUUCUUUAUCGAGACCGAGGCGACCAUAGGCUACGGCUACCGCUACAUCACAGAGAAGUGCCCCGAGGGCAUCAUUCUGUUCCUGUUCCAAUCGCUGCUCGGCUCCAUAGUGGACGCCUUCCUCAUCGGCUGCAUGUUCAUUAAGAUGUCGCAGCCGAAAAAACGCGCCGAGACGCUCAUGUUCAGCCAGGACGCCGUGAUCUCGCAGCGCGACGGCAAACUCUGCCUCAUGUUCCGCGUGGGCAACCUGCGCAACAGCCACAUGGUCUCGGCGCAAAUCCGGUGCAAACUCAUCAAGUCUCGUCAGACUCCUGAGGGUGAGUUCUUGCCGUUGGACCAGUGUGAGCUGGAUGUGGGAUUUGGGACAGGAGCUGAUCAGCUCUUCCUCGUCUCUCCUCUGACCAUCUGCCACGAGAUCAAUCCUAAGAGUCCAUUCUUUGACCUCUCGCAGAGAUCGCUCAUGAACGAGCAGUUCGAGAUCGUCGUCAUCUUAGAGGGCAUUGUGGAGACCACCGGUAUGACAUGCCAGGCUCGCACUUCCUACACAGAGGACGAGGUGUUGUGGGGACACCGCUUCUUACCCGUCAUGUCUCUAGAGGAGGGCUUCUUCCGCGUGGACUACUCACAGUUUCACAAUACGUUUGAGGUUCCUACGCCACCUUACAGUGUCAAAGAGCAUGAGGAAAAACAUUCGCUUCCUUCUCCACUCACUGUGCCACACCGCGAACGCGUCUUCUCUGUUAACUGCUUGGAAUUGGGAGAAGAGCGGCCCAGCCUUGGAGGAAGUGCCUCCUGCAGGCUUCCCAGUAAGCUUCAGAGGAUGAGCUCGUCCGGGAAAGAGGAGCUGCCUAAGAUGGUUCUGCGUUUGAGCUCCCAGGCCUCGGAGAAGGCUUCCAGCACAGGCGACUUGCCCCUUAAACUGCAGCGCAUGGGCUCUGGUCCCGGCCAAUCAGACGACUUCCAUCUCAAAGCUCUCAGGGUGGAACCCAUGACCAUGUCCACCGGAGACCUCCAGCAGAGGAGGCUGCCCCCAAUGCCUUCUCCCAUCACCCUACCACACAAUCACGCUCCUCCACACACUCCUCUGCCCUCAUCUGGAUCCAGAAUGGAGGAUAAGCUGCCUGCUAAACUGAGGAGGAUGAACGCUGACCGCUGAGGUCACACCGACUUUGUUCUUUGUUGCUGAUCCGGGAUUUGACACGAUUCAGGUCCUGCAUCAGCAUGAAAGAACAACUAAUACUAACAUACAUAGUGCAUAUAAAAGAUGUCAGAGGUCAUGGAUGAACUGCAAAUAAAAUCCUGACAGAAAGAUGGAGAAGUGGAUGGACUGAUCCAUGCAUGAACAGCGGGGGGGUAUUGUGCGUGUUUGUUUAUGUCCAUUUCACACACUACCAGACUCUAGAAGGGACUCCUGUUAUUUUGGUCCGUUUGCACCAACAGGUCAGAACAGUUAAAGAUAAGAAAUAAAGCACUUUACUUCAGUUACGUUAAGUAAAGCUGCUAGUUAGUAUCCAGACAGAACUUGCCCACAUUUCUACAUUUAACACACUUUUAUUUUUCAAUGUGAUGGUUUGUACAGUUACUCGAUGCACCUCAGUGUCCAGGGAUGUCCAGAGAACAAUCGAAACGAUUCACGAUUCCAAAACUCAUUUUGAAACCCUGUAUCAUGUAUACAGUAUAGGCAGAAAACUAGCUUACAGAGAAGACAGAAGCUCCUAAAAGAAAAGAGUUCAUAACUUGCGAAUAUUUUUAGUUUGCAAAUGUCACUAAAAACUUUCGAGAAAGGUUUUCAGCUCUGAUGUUUGAUACAUCUGAGCCAGGCAAAUUACUUUAGCCAAGAAAUUUGCAAAUCCUUCAGCAUAAAUGACUAAAAAGCAUAAAAGUACUGUAUCAUAUAUUGUAUAGAUAGACUGAUCUAAAUAGUUUAAUCUCUCUAUCUAAAUCUAUGAGAAAAUUAUACACUUGGAAAAUUCUUCAACUUGGUGAUAAUCAGUUCUGAACAUAAGGGACCGUCAACAAAGUACAUGCAAUUAAAAUGCGUGAUCUGUGAAAAUACCAAACCUUCGUUAUUAAUGACUCUAUAUACAAUCUAUAAACAAUUUCAGUAACCGAAGUGGCUGUGGACCUUAACUAGCUCAAUCAAAUGCAGCAUAAAUGUCGCCUGUUUUCAAGAAUUAAUAUGUGCAGAGUUUCACUGAAACACUCAUCGACCCAUGAACAAUUUGACAACGGUCCCUUAAUAUCCAUUUAAGACCUAACAAAUACCAGUGAAACAUUAACACAGCUACUAAACAUAGUCUAAAUAUGAGUAAGGUGUUUGAAUGAAACCCUUUUGAAUAUUAAUGUUAUUGGACACGUGAAUGUGUAGCAAAAUAACGCAUACAAAGCUCGUUUUACCUUCAUCGCUGCAGAAAUGAAGGUCCUAAAUAUCAUGAAUGGUUUAUUAUGUUCUUGUUUUUAUAUUGUGCAGCUUCUGGGUAAUAACCGCUGCCUUAUACUAAUGUAUUUAGCAGGAAUGAUUGCAAAGCCUGGAGUGUUUCUUUCACGCUACAGUUUCCAUAAAAGACAAAAAAAAGUCCUCUUUAGUGACACAAGAAAGGAAAUAUCAGUUUGGAAAAUUCCUCCAAAUCACAUUAGUCGCUGACUGAUUAUGUUGAUGUCAACUCGAGUUCGUUAUGAAUACGACGGAUUGCAGCCGCCUUUAGAUUUGAGGAUCUGCUGUUUAUGUUGGUCACCAUGGCAAAGACUUAUAGCUUAUAAUACCUGUGUAUAACUAGUAACAAUAAAUAUAAUAUUAUAUAAUAUAAUAUAUGACUAGCUGAUGUAGCAGAUUUAAUUUCCACCCCGAAAGCUAUUAAAGCUAUUAACUUGUUGGUGCGACGGACCCCUAGCAUUCUAGCGCGCGUGCGCACACACACACACAAACACACACACACGCACACUAACAAACCAUGUGUGCAUGCAGUUACACUUCACCAUCUCUGUGUAGCACUGUCUCUCCUCAUAGUCCAUUAGAUUGGAUAUGAAUAAAUUAUAUUUAA
Messenger RNA from Tachysurus fulvidraco (yellow catfish), 3685 nucleotides. RefSeq names its product potassium inwardly rectifying channel subfamily J member 19a (gene kcnj19a). Gene Ontology annotation, biological process: regulation of monoatomic ion transmembrane transport; potassium ion import across plasma membrane. The record is from RefSeq and is a predicted model, not a curated record. NCBI's taxonomy places the organism in Eukaryota, Metazoa, Chordata, Actinopteri, Siluriformes, Bagridae. The coding region runs from base 274 to 1800 and encodes 508 amino acids. Gene Ontology annotation, molecular function: G-protein activated inward rectifier potassium channel activity. The transcript is spliced from 3 exons. Gene Ontology annotation, cellular component: plasma membrane.